AUGGCUGACCCGGCGCAACCUGAAGCACCGGGCAGCGCGCCCGACAUAAAACAGGAACCCGAUCUGUCAGUCCUCGAGGGCCUCGACUUUACACUGCCACCUGAGUUGUUGAAUCCGAAACGACCUUUUGAGCACGAAGCCGAAGCGCAUCACGAACCAGACGCUAAGAGGCUGAAGGCGGAGGAGCCUGAGGCUGCGCUACAGCCCGAGGACGACAACUCGCUCGAGGACGGACUGGCACUGCUCGUGCAAAAUGCCCUGUCUGGUGUCGGUGACCUACUACCACAAUUUGAUACGCCGGUCGAUAGCAACUCUGGUGAUCCCAUGGACAUCGACGCCGCAACGUUACUUGAAUCCGUCACGCCGCAGCCAACAUUCUAUUCUGACCCUCUGAAAUACGUGCGCAAUGUGCAGACCCAUACAUUGAGCAAUUUGUCCUUUACUCUUCUAUACUCCCUUGUACAACACGAGCCUAUCGACGAGGCCAUCGAAGCGAUACGAGAUGCGGAAUCAGACCACGGGAGGACCUUUCGCCAACUUCAAGACUCAUUAGAGAGUGUAUGGAAACUAUUCACAAGCAAUGAUACCAUGGCCGCCGAAGACAUGAACGUGGACAGCAAUGCUGCCACUCUGCUUGAAAUGGCCAACCUGGCCAAGCUGUGUGUCUGGCUCGUCCGAGGGACCGCCGAAUCUUACUCGAUAGCUGAUUCGAAACUUCUUUCAAUCUUCAACUGUCAAGUAUCAGAUUUGCCCAUCGAUGCUACCGAGCUCUACCUUGGAAUCAAGACGCAGAACUGCAUCCAGCAGCUGAUGAACAAGGCCGAUGAUCAGCAGGCAGAGCAAUUGGUUACCCAGACUCUCACACAAGGGCUUGGGGACAAGCUUAAGGCUCAGCAUCCUGAGGACAGCUUACUCAACGCUGAUCAAGCUUUCAUUACGCUGGCAACAGUGCGCAAGGCAGAGUUGAUCCAGGAUACCAAGGAACGAAUCGAUGCAGAGUCGCUCAAGAAGAAAUAUCCUCCUCAUGAAUUAUUACGGAAUUUCGCCACGUACGCAAAGACUCGAUUAGCCGCGGUAUCGAAUAUUUCUAGCAUGUAUGGAGUACACAUCCAUUUAGAAGUUGAUACCAUGGAGCAGGUAACAUUUGGCGAUCUCGGCGGCAGCGCAGAUAUCGAUCUCGACGACCUUUCUGCCUUCUUUGAGAAGACUGCCUCUGGGCUCGUACAGGACGCGCUGGCCGGCCUUACGGAGGUCGAAGCUCUCCCUUCCAUUGUUAUCGAUGCGCCCGUCAAUAGCACUACGACCAACGAGACGAAUGGCGCUGCGAAUGGCACGAAUGAACCAACUGUUCCAGUUCAUCCAACAGUUAUCCUGAAUGAUGCACAUUCUUUGAAUGGCACGAACGGCACGAACGACGCCAAUGCUGCAAAUGGUUCUAACGGCACAAACGGCACAAACGGCGUGAAUUCCACGAACGGCACAGAUAAGCCGGCUACGACUACUAACAACGAGACCGGCUCGGUUUCGACUGUUGGUAAAAUUGGUAUCCUGCAAGAUUACAAAGAACUCGAGGCCCUGGUUGCCGAAAGCACAUCAAACUAUGUCAAGACCACUCUCAAUGGAUUGUCGCCAGUGCCGUAUCAGCCUACUGUACCUAUGAGCACGACCGAGAGCAUGACUGCCCAGGCACCCUUUACCAAUCAUAUGCAACAGCAGCCCGGGCAGCAUCACUACUAUAACUAUACACAGCCACCAGUCCAGGAGCAGCCACCGCCACAACCUGCGUCUGCUGAGAACCUGCCCCCAAAUCAAUCAUGCUCGAGCGACGUGCUGUACGACAAGGCACGUCAGGCCGCCCUGUCAAAGUCCACGUCCCAUACGAGACGAGAAGGGUCCCAUUCUACCAGAAGACCGUGGACCCAAGAAGAGGAAAAGUGUCUUAUGCUUGGCCUCGACUUGGUAAAGGGACCUCAUUGGAGCCAGAUACUCACUCUAUUCGGACAAAAUGGUACCAUUUCAGAUGUGCUGAAAGAUCGAACGCAGGUGCAACUCAAAGACAAGGCACGAAACUUGAAACUCUUCUUCUUGAAGACAAACUCAGAGAUGCCGUACUACCUUCAGGCUGUUACGGGAGAGCUGAAGACGAGAGCGCCCACCCAGGCUGCGCGAAAAGAGGCCGAGGAGAGAGCUAGGAUGAACUCGGAAGAGGAUCAAGCAAAGAUGCAAGGAAUCAUGGCUCUUGCAGGCGGCCUGCAUCACUUGCCUCAAGGACGGCCCGGGGCUGCAGGUGUCGGUUCCGGCGUAGUCACGCCUGCACAAGCUGCCAGUGCUGCGCAAGCCGCCCAGGGCCGAGCCGCGACGGUUAUGUCGAAUAUCCCUAAAACUGUCGCCGCAACCAUUGCACAAGCGCGGCAGAAUCUGCAUCCUACAACACAGCAAGCAUUGCAGGCUAUGUCGCAGCAGAACCCUCCCCGACCGCAGGGCCAGGCGCAACUCCCUCCCCAUGUUCAUCGGCCUCAAUCUCAACAAUUGCAACACACUCAACAACACAAUGUCCCGCAGCAGCAGCAGCAGCAGCAGCAGCAGCAGCAGCAGCAGCAUCGGCAGCAGCAAUCUCAGCAACUUCCAUUUCUCAACGCACACCAUCCGGUACCGCAACAACAGCCACAAAAACCCGAGAACCACCAGAACCAUCAGAACCAUCAGAACCAGCAGCACCAGCAACAGCAGCCGCAGCAACAACAGCAGCCGCAGCAGCAGCCACAGCAGCCAAAGCCGGCGGCAAUUCAUCAUCUUCCAGCUCAGCAGCAACCUGCCAUACCACUACCCCAUCCGAUCGCGCUACCGUCCACCAUGUCCAGACAACAUUCUGAACCUCACGCGCCCAUUGCAACAGCUUCUCCAGCGCCGGCUCCGGCGCACAACUCACUUCCUCAAACACCUUUGCUUCAGCCUUCACCACCAACUGUGCAGGCCGCUCCCAUGGUGGCUCCGAAGGAAAUUCCGAAGCCAGAGGAGCCUCUGUCUCAGGAGGCCCAGCAGCAAGCAGAUAAUGCUGCCGACGCAGCUAUCUUGGAGGGCCUACAAGCCGCAGUUGCCAGUUCACUGGCCUGA
Messenger RNA from Cordyceps fumosorosea ARSEF 2679, 3114 nucleotides. RefSeq names its product Telomere repeat-binding factor, dimerization domain protein. NCBI's taxonomy places the organism in Eukaryota, Fungi, Ascomycota, Sordariomycetes, Hypocreales, Cordycipitaceae. Gene Ontology annotation, biological process: telomere maintenance via telomere lengthening. The coding region runs from base 1 to 3114 and encodes 1037 amino acids. Gene Ontology annotation, molecular function: protein homodimerization activity; double-stranded telomeric DNA binding. The record is from RefSeq and is a predicted model, not a curated record. The transcript has 3 exons.